AUGGGUAGUGGAGAGUUCGCAAGUGGUCGAUUCAAGGAGGCAUGUUUCAUACGAAACAUAAGGAUUCAGGAUUAUUCGCUUCAGCUUAAGUAUCCUCAAAAUGUAAAUGCAAUGUCUGAAGAACCAUUUUGUUACAGUUCCCUCCAUGAUGCCAGACGUGGGGUGGAGCCAAUCUUUUAUUUUGGAGGCCCUGGACGAGCCCUACCCCAUUGUCCUUGA
Molecule: messenger RNA, 219 nt
Organism: Sphenostylis stenocarpa
Lineage: Eukaryota; Viridiplantae; Streptophyta; Magnoliopsida; Fabales; Fabaceae
Source: the annotation of a GenBank genome assembly